AUGGCAACGUUGCCGCCUCAAUGGUUCGAUAUCCAGACGGAGAUCAGUGACUAUCUCACUCAAAUUAAGGAACGAUUAUCGCAGUUGCGAAGUGUGCAGCAGAAGAGGCUCCUCAAGGUUUUCGAUGAUCAUUCGGGCUCUGAGUCUUUACAAGAUGCAGAGGUAGUACUUCCACAGGAAGUGGUGGGAUGCGUUAUGCAUGGUUUGGACUCUGGGACUGCUGUCCUGUGUGACAUCCAGCUGGAGCUUUCGACUGAAAUGCUGGAUGCGAUAUCAACAGCAGUCAAUCAGCUCUUUCGAAAGUGCGAGAUUCGACUGAAGGAUCUCGUCCGGAACACCCCAGGUGAAGAUUCGAAGAUGGAGGAGUGCCGAAAAAACGCCGCUCGGGCAUUGGCAAAUCGGAUGCAGGGGCUGAGUGGCGAGUUCAAAUCCAUGCAAGGGAAAUUUUUGAAGGAAGUUCGACAGAGGCAAAAUGUGAAUCUUUGGGAAGACGAUGGAGAAAGCCGGGGGAAGGGGGUCCUCGAUGAUGCUGGCUUCGACGAUCAGCAAGUCCUUGAACUAGAGGCACUGGAAGUCAAUGCAACACAGCGGUCCAAGGAGAUUGGCAAGAUCGCUCAAUCGAUAAUAGAGUUGAACCAAAUAUUCAAGGAACUCGCGGUGCUGGUCAUUGACCAAGGCACGGUGCUCGACCGUAUCGACUAUAAUAUGGAACACGCGGUUGACCAAACGAGGGAGGCCAACGUCCAGUUGACUCAGGCUGAGAGAGCACAACGAUCGAGCCGUGUGAUGAAGUGCAUACUGAUCUUGGCCAUGUUCAUAUUCCUCAACAUCAUCAUUAUCGCUUACAGGAGUGCUUGA
This is a messenger RNA of Perkinsus marinus ATCC 50983, 858 nucleotides long. Its product is annotated as Syntaxin-42, putative. Gene Ontology annotation, biological process: intracellular protein transport; vesicle fusion; vesicle-mediated transport. Lineage: Eukaryota; Perkinsozoa; Perkinsida; Perkinsidae. The transcript is spliced from 8 exons. Gene Ontology annotation, molecular function: SNARE binding; SNAP receptor activity. Bases 1 to 858 code for a protein of 285 amino acids. Gene Ontology annotation, cellular component: endomembrane system; membrane; SNARE complex. The record is from RefSeq and is a predicted model, not a curated record.